AUGAAGUGCAGAUGAUUAUCAGUGUUUUCAGACAGAGAGACAGUAAUUCAGCCUUUUAGUGAGUCUUUUACAGAUUAGAGAUGAAUCAGAAUAUUUAUGAUGAUGUAAUCAGCAUUGAAGAUCUGAACAGAGGACAGCGAGCCGAGGUGGAGGUGGUUAUCUAUGAGAGUGCAGACACUGUUAGAUGCCAUGACCCCGACACAGAGAUGGACGACACCAACAGCAAGAGGAAACCAGAAAUUCACAACACAGGUGGAGACACUUCAGAGAGCAGAUGCAGCAGACUGGCUGCAGUGUGUCUGGGGCUGCUGUGUGUUCUCCUGCUGGCUGCCAUCACAGUGCUGUGGAUCAAGUUCAACAACCUGACUACAGAGAGAGACCAGUUACAGACCAGUUACACCAACCUGAUUCUAGAACGAGACCAGUUACAGACCAAUUACACCAACCUGACUAAAGAGAGAGAUCAGUUACAUACCAGAUGCUCUCGUUUGCAAGACCGGCUACAGACGAGUUACACCAACCUGACUAUAGAGAGAGACCAGUUACAGACGAGUUACACCAACCUGACUAUAGAGAGAGACCAGUUACAGACGAGUUACACCAACCUGACUAUAGAGAGAGACCAGUUACAGACCAGUUACACCAACGUGACUAAAGAGAGAGACCAGUUACAGAACAGUUACAUCAACCUCACUAAAGAGAGAGACCAGUUACAAACCCAUUACACCAACCUGACUAUAGAGAGAGACCAGUUACAGACCAGUUACACCAACGUGACUAAAGAGAGAGACCAGUUACAGAACAGUUACAUCAACCUCACUAAAGAGAGAGACCAGUUACAAACCCAUUACACC
Messenger RNA from Colossoma macropomum (tambaqui), 854 nucleotides. Its product is annotated as centrosomal protein of 135 kDa-like. The record is from RefSeq and is a predicted model, not a curated record. NCBI's taxonomy places the organism in Eukaryota, Metazoa, Chordata, Actinopteri, Characiformes, Serrasalmidae. The annotation marks the transcript as partial. The transcript is spliced from 4 exons.